This is a messenger RNA of Elaeis guineensis (African oil palm), 1680 nucleotides long. The record is from RefSeq and is a predicted model, not a curated record. NCBI's taxonomy places the organism in Eukaryota, Viridiplantae, Streptophyta, Magnoliopsida, Arecales, Arecaceae.
CAAGCCACAGCCAGAUAACCCACCGGGGAUUGUGACGCUCUCUCCAGAACCCCUUUUUGCCAUCCUCUGUCCUAAAUCUGUUCUUUCUCGCUAAUGGCAUUCCUCGUACAUCUUAAUCAGCUUUACUCUCCAAAGUCGACCCCUUCCAGCUUCCCACCCCUGAGACCCUUCUCCAUGGAGGCAGCCUGCGGCCUCCCCAGCCACAAGGACAAGGUCGUCUUCGUCCUGGGUGCCACCGGCUCCGGAAAAUCCAAGCUGGCCAUCGCCCUCGCCACCCAAUUCGACGGCGAAGUCAUCAACUCCGACAAGAUGCAACUGUACUUCGGCCUCGACGUUAUCACCAACAAGGUGACCAAGGAGGAGACCGCCGGCAUCCCCCACCACUUGCUAGGAGUCGUCCACCCGGACGCCGACUUCACCGCAUCGGACUUCGCCCGCGAGGCCAUGCAUGUCAUCGCCUCCAUCCUCCGGCGUGGUCGCCUCCCCAUCGUCGCCGGCGGCUCCAACUCGUACGUAGAGGCAUUGGUCGACGGCGAGGGUGGCGAGUUCCGGUCCCAGUACGAGUGCUGCUUCCUAUGGUUGGACGUGGAGCUGCCGCUCCUCCACUCCUUCGUCUCGGCGCGGAUGGACAAGAUGGUGGCGCAGGGUCUGGUGGAGGAGGCCCGGAGCUUGUUCCACGCCGACGCAGACUACUCCCGGGGUAUCCGGAGGGCGAUCGGGGUGCCGGAAAUGGACCAUUACUUCCGGAUGGAGGCAUCGGCCGAUGAGGAGACCCGGGCGAGGAUGUUGGAGGGGGCGCUGGACGAGAUCAAGGCCAAUACGUGCAAGCUGACCUGCAUUCAGCUGCAGAAGAUCCUGCGCUUCUGCACGCUCCCUGGUUGGGACCUGCACCGCGUCGACGCCACCGAGUUCUUUCUGAGGCGAGGCCAGGACGGGGAGGCCGAGGAGUGGGAGAAGGUGGUGGGGAGUCCCUGCAAGGAGAUUGUACAGAAGUUUUUGACGGGUUAAGUAUAUGGCUGGUGAGGAGAGUGAAGCUGGUGACAAUGGAGAAGUGCCAGAGAACUUGGUUAAGGAUGUGAAGGGUGAGACAGGUUAUGUUAAUGGAAUAGAAGCCAUUAAACUACCAUGGACAAAGCUUCUGCAUAAAUCAAAAUAUAUUUUAUGAAAAACAUAAAUAAUAAUAAUAAUAAUCAUAAUGAUAAUGGUAGUGUGUGUGGAUUUUUCUUUUGCAGCUGGAGUUACUAGAUCUAUAAUGAAAUUUUGAAGAGUUAGAUUGGGAGAAAGAAGAGAAGUACAACUUUUCAGAAGGGAAGUGACUUUAUCAAAUUCAGUACAUGGACAGUUAAUAAUAAUAAUAAUAAUAAUUGCAUCGACGAGAAAAUAAUCGGCACCAAUAUGGUCUCUUGCAUGGAUAUCAUGUAUCGGGACUUGGAACAGAUAGGCUGGGCAUUGUAAAAGAUGUUUGACUUCGUGCACCGGUUGGGAUACAUGCAUGGCGUUCUGAUCUUGCUAACUUUUUGAAAUGAUCAGUCCGUCCAUUUGGAGGGUUCCUUUUUCUUUGCUUUUGUUGUGUUAAUGGGAAUCCUAAUUAUUUACUUCCCUUGAUGAGGAUAAUAUUCGGACAUUCCUAAGGUUGUGAAUACCCCAAUGUUCAUGGAGUUAUAUUAGUAAAAGAUAAAU